AUGUUGGGCGGGAGUAGGAAGGAUAUCGGGAUCAUUCGGCACGGUCAGGGCAGUGGAGGCGGUGACUCAGGAGUAGCGAGACUUGCGCAGAAUCACAUCCCUCACUCAGCAGAGCUCAGUCCAGCUUUGAACUCUUUCGAAGCAUUGCAUCCCCUUACGAACUACAACUACGAUCCUCCAAACUACGUCCACGCCCUUCAAAACUACGCCCACGACCUUCAAACCUUGUUCCCUACCAGUACACCCCCUUUGAGGCAUACCUACACGUACAGCUAA
Messenger RNA from Fibroporia radiculosa, 276 nucleotides. RefSeq lists its product as uncharacterized. The transcript has 2 exons. The record is from RefSeq and is a predicted model, not a curated record. The coding region runs from base 1 to 276 and encodes 91 amino acids. Lineage: Eukaryota; Fungi; Basidiomycota; Agaricomycetes; Polyporales; Fibroporiaceae.